AUGCCGACCCAACCCAUAGGCUUCACAGGUCAAAUUACGAGCCUCAAUAUGAUUCCCCUGGUCUGUGUUGGAACCGUGUCUUCAGCUUUUGUUUACCUUCUCGGAACCAUUAUCUAUAACGUUUAUUUCCACUCUUUGCGCCGAUACCCUGGUCCCAAGCUCUGGGCUGCUACAAGGAUACCCUACACCCGUAGUAGUCUUUCAGGACAGGUUCAUCGUAGGAUUUUAGAGCUACAUCAGGAAUAUGGCCCUAUCGUCAGGAUUGCCCCCAAUGAGCUUGCAUACAAUCACCCCGACGCUUGGAAGGAUGUGCACGGUCACCUAAAGAACGGCACUGGCGAUCAUGGCAGAGAUCCUGUGUUCACUACGGACACCAGACAUAGCAUCAUUGGCGCGAACCGCGAGAACCACUCUCGUUUCCGCCGAGCGUUGUCACAUGGCUUUUCAGCUCAGUCGAUGUUCGACCAGGAGUCCAUUAUCGAAGGCUAUGUCGACCUGCUUAUUCGAAGGCUUCAUGAACAAUGUGCUGGGGAGCCUAAGGCUUUAAACAUGGUCUCGUGGUACAAUUGGACCACGUUCGACAUCAUCGGCGACUUGGCAUUUGGGGAGCCUUUCCAUUGUCUGGACGAAUCAGACUACCAUCCGUGGGUCAAGAUGAUCUUUGACGGCGUGAAGGCGGGUGCUUUUAACAUGAACGCACGAAGAUACCCCUUGAUUGAGAGACUUCUGAUGAACUUCGUGCCGGCCGAUCUACAAAAUCAGCGCGCUCAGCAUAUGGCACUUACCCAUGAAAAAGUCCAGAAACGACUUUCGGCCAACUUUGAGCGACCAGACUUUAUAGGUUCAAUGUUGCGAAAAAAAGGCCCUGGUGAACUCACUUUCGAAGAGUUAAAAUUCAACUCUUCAACCCUUAUCACCGCUGGCUCUGAAACUACUGCGACAGCCCUCUCGGCUAUUACGUACUACAUUUUGUCAAACACAGAUUCCCUGAAGAAGCUAAACGCCGAGGUUCGCAAUGCAUUUGCAUCCGAAGACGAUAUCGGCAUGGUAAGCGUGCAAAAGCUUGUUUAUAUGCAAGCUGUGAUCAACGAAGGCUUGCGCAUGUACCCUCCAGUACCGUCUGGAAUCGUGCGCAGAGUGACCGAUGACGGCGGAGUUUUCCUAGGCCAAUAUGUCCCCAGUGGCAAAUAUGAAACGCUAACACAUCCUGCAAGACACUUGUGCAAGUUUGGCACUGGCCUACAUACCAUAGCCCCCAAAACUUCACUCUUCCUGAUUCCUUCAUUCCUGAACGCUGGCUUGAUGACCCUCGUUUUGCAAGCGACAACAAGGAUGGGUUUCAACCUUUCACGGUUGGACCCAGAAAUUGCAUUGGAAGAAAGUGAGUAUCCUUCAUCGUGCUAUCCGUCCCAUGUACUGCUUUCAUUCGAUUGCCGUGCUAAUUUGAACCUUUCAUCAAGCUUGGCUUACGCGGAGAUGCGUCUAAUCCUUGCGAGAAUAAUCUGGAACUUUGACAUGGCGCUAGAUGAAGCCAGCAGAGGCUGGGAUGAGAAGAGCCAGGUUUAUCUGCUGUGGGAGAAGGGACCUGUGAAUGUCUUCCUCUCCCCCCGAACAAUUGGUCCAGAGCAUGUCACUGAGAAAUGA
Colletotrichum spaethianum is the source of this 1644-nucleotide messenger RNA. RefSeq names its product trichothecene C-15 hydroxylase. Bases 1 to 1644 code for a protein of 547 amino acids. The transcript has 4 exons. NCBI's taxonomy places the organism in Eukaryota, Fungi, Ascomycota, Sordariomycetes, Glomerellales, Glomerellaceae. The record is from RefSeq and is a predicted model, not a curated record. Gene Ontology annotation, molecular function: oxidoreductase activity, acting on paired donors, with incorporation or reduction of molecular oxygen; iron ion binding; heme binding.